Camelina sativa (false flax) is the source of this 856-nucleotide messenger RNA. RefSeq names its product early nodulin-like protein 13. The record is from RefSeq and is a predicted model, not a curated record. NCBI's taxonomy places the organism in Eukaryota, Viridiplantae, Streptophyta, Magnoliopsida, Brassicales, Brassicaceae. Gene Ontology annotation, cellular component: plasma membrane. Gene Ontology annotation, molecular function: electron transfer activity.
GACUUGACCGUUUUAAAAGUAAGCGUUGGGAGCAACAGUGAGAGUAGCAGAGCAGACACCAUUACACUUCCAACGGCUAGUUUCUUCCUCUAUAUUUACAGACCCAAUCAUUCACAACAGAGCCCAAAUUAUCUCUCUUUUACUCUUAUCUUUCCAUUUCUCUCCAGCUGAGCUCACACACUAACUUAAACCCUCCCUAAUGGCUCACAGAAGUCUUUUUCUAAUCUUCUCCAUUUUCUUCUUGUUGACUAAUCUCGCCUGUUGCAAAGAGAUUCUGGUCGGAGGCAAAACCAGCGCCUGGAAAAUCCCUUCUUCGCCUUCUGAGUCUCUAAACAAAUGGGCUGAGAGCUUACGUUUUCACGUUGGUGAUUCUCUUGUGUGGAAGUAUGAUGGGGAAAAGGACUCUGUACUGCAAGUGACAAAAGAUGCUUACAUUAACUGCAACACAACAAACCCAGCAGCUAAUUACAGCAAUGGAGACACUAAGGUGAAGCUAGAGAGAUCUGGUCCUUUUUACUUCAUCAGCGGCUCCAAAAGCAACUGUGUCGAAGGUGAGAAGCUUCACAUUGUCGUCAUGUCCACUCGUGGUGGCCACACUGGUGGUUUCUUCACUGGUUCUGCUCCUUCUCCUGCACCUUCUUCAGCUUUAUUGGGUGCUCCAGCUGUUGCUCCUGCCACUGGUUCCGCUUCUUCUUUGGCCAGUGGAGUCGGGAUUUUGGGAUUUGUUGGAUUAGGGAUUGUUUUGCUCUGAUUUUGUUCAUAUCCACGAGAUUUGUUGAAUUCUUUUGCAUUUUAAACAUUAAUGUAUUUUCCGAAUAUAAAAUUCGCCAACUUUAAGAGCUUUCAGAAAACACAA